Molecule: messenger RNA, 1881 nt
Organism: Tripterygium wilfordii
Lineage: Eukaryota; Viridiplantae; Streptophyta; Magnoliopsida; Celastrales; Celastraceae
Exons: 7
Coding region: 275-1645 (456 amino acids)
Source: RefSeq, a predicted model, not a curated record
UCCCCCAAAACAAGCUAGGAUGACUUGACUUCAUGACUUCCCAAGUAUUUAUUAUAUCUCCACACUUACACGGGCAAAACUCUAAGAAAACCAAACCCAAUUGAGUUUUCUGUCAGAAACAUACAACCAAGACAGCAUUAGAAGCUGAGAGAGCUUGCCAAGGAAUUGAAGUUACUGUUCUUUUUUUGGGUGUUUCAAGAGCUUUGGAAAAAUGGAGUGAGAGAGAUUUAUAAUAUUAGUUUCUGGGUUUCUUAGAUUGGUCAUCAUUUGUUGGAUGAUGAUGGAUUCAUGGAGUAAUCAAUGGUGUUAUUCUUAUCAUUCAAGCACAAGAAGACAAUAUACACAAAGACAGUAUGCAGAUGAUUUUUUAGCUAAACAGAAAACACAAGGAAGUUUCUCAAGGAUGGAAUUUAGCACCAGCAGUUUGCUUAACAAGAUCUCAAUUCUUUUAUGUACUCUUCUUGUUGUUAGCUCUUCGCUUUUUCCCGUCGAAUCAUCGGAUACCAAUCAAACCUUCAAGCCACAAAAGGAAUUACACAAGUUGAGAUUCAUAAGAGCUCAUCUCCAGAAGAUUAACAAGCCUGCUGUCAAGACAAUUCAGAGUCCAGAUGGUGAUAUCAUAGAUUGUGUUCUAUCUAAUCAGCAACCAGCUUUUGAUCAUCCACUAUUAGAAGGAAAAACACCAUUGGAUCCACCAGAGAGGCCAAAAGGGCAUAACCCAGCAGGAAUGAUGUCUGAAAAUUUUCAGUUGUGGAGUUUUUCUGGUGAAUCAUGUCCAGAAGGGACAAUUCCAAUUAGGAGAACAACAGAACAUGACAUGUUGAGAGCAAGUUCUGUCCGAACAUUUGGGAGGAAGUUAAGAAAACAUGUUAGAAGAGACACAAACAACAAUGGCCAUGAGCAUGCAGUUGGGUAUGUCUCUGGAGAGCAAUUCUAUGGAGCAAAAGCAAGUAUAAAUGUGUGGGCACCUCUAGUCUCUAAUCAAUAUGAAUUCAGCUUAUCACAGAUGUGGGUCAUCUCUGGUUCAUUUGGUGAUGAUCUUAACACCAUUGAAGCUGGUUGGCAGGUUAGUCCAGAACUAUAUGGUGACGGCUACCCCAGAUUCUUUACUUAUUGGACUAACGAUGCGUAUCAAGCAACUGGAUGUUACAAUCUGCUAUGUUCAGGGUUUGUCCAAACCAACAACAGAAUUGCUAUUGGUGCAGCAAUCUCUCCAACCUCAGCUUACAAUGGUGGACAAUUCGACAUUAGCAUAUUGGUUUGGAAGGAUCCAAAGCAUGGAAAUUGGUGGCUAGAAUUUGGAUCUGGGGUUCUGGUUGGGUAUUGGCCAUCAUUCUUGUUUACCCACUUGAGGGAUCAUGCAAGUAUGGUGCAAUUUGGUGGAGAAGUUGUGAAUUCAGAGCAAUCAGGGUCUCACACUUCAACACAAAUGGGGAGUGGACAUUUUGCAGGAGAAGGGUUUGGAAAAGCAUCAUAUUUUAGAAAUCUACAGGUUGUUGAUUGGGACAAUAAUCUAAUCCCAUUAUCAAAUCUUAAGGUUUUGGCUGAUCAUCCCAGUUGUUAUGACAUACAAGGAGGCAUCAAUAGCGUUUGGGGCAAUUACUUUUACUAUGGAGGACCAGGAAGAAAUGUGAAUUGUCCCUAAUGGGAUCAGUACAGAUUACAGAAUAGUUUUUCUUUUCUUUCUUUUUUUCUUGAUUUUCUUGUUGGGUUUCCAAUUGGCUGCUUAUGGGUUGGGUUAUUCUUAUAGUUAUUUUCUAAGUUAAUCCUUCUUUCUUUCUUUUUUCAAAACUAACAGAUGUAAAUUUAGGGAUCCAAAAGAAAUAGUCAAAUAUAAAUACUUUUGUUUGUGAUUUUUAUUUAUCACAGGCUAUAUAUACA